Molecule: messenger RNA, 354 nt
Organism: Ilex paraguariensis (yerba mate)
Lineage: Eukaryota; Viridiplantae; Streptophyta; Magnoliopsida; Aquifoliales; Aquifoliaceae
Source: the annotation of a GenBank genome assembly
AUGACCUCUUUGCUUACUCAGCAAAAACAACUUGUGAGGGAUCUUGAAGAGGCAAAAGUUGAGGUGGGGAUACCUGAGACUAAUGCUUUUGUAGCAAGCUUGCAAGUUCGACCUACCUUACUAGAUCGAAUAAAGGAGGCACAACUGAAUGACCCGAAUCUGCUGAAGAUUCUAGAAGAAAUAGGGCGAGGUGAGAAGACUGAUUUUCAUGUGGUAGAUGGAGUGUUGAGAUUUUGGGGAUCGAGCUUCCUUUUAGUUGUUUCCCAUUGCAUUGAAGAUUCAAAACCCCCCAAAUCCAAGUUCGGGUCGGGUUUCACUGAAACCCUGAUGGCUAAUAUGCUGCUUGCCACCUAA